Molecule: messenger RNA, 3255 nt
Organism: Oncorhynchus nerka (sockeye salmon)
Lineage: Eukaryota; Metazoa; Chordata; Actinopteri; Salmoniformes; Salmonidae
Product: transmembrane protein 138-like
Exons: 4
Coding region: 1729-2217 (162 amino acids)
Cellular component (GO): cilium
Source: RefSeq, a predicted model, not a curated record
GCGAACCCUCCAUGUCAGCUCCGUGCCGCUCUGAGCGGCUGCCCAUGUCGCCCUGGGCGAACCCUCCAUGUCAGCUCCGUGCCGCUCUGAGCGGCUGCCCAUGUCGCCCUGGGCGAACCCUCCAUGUCAGCUCCGUGCCGCUCUGAGCGGCUGCCCAUGUCGCCCUGGGCGAACCCUCCAUGUCAGCUCCGUGCCGCUCUGAGCGGCUGCCCAUGUCGCCCUGGGCGAACCCUCCAUGUCAGCUCCGUGCCGCUCUGAGCGGCUGCCCAUGUCGCCCUGGGCGAACCCUCCAUGUCAGCUCCGUGCCGCUCUGAGCGGCUGCCCAUGUCGCCCGUACCUAAAUCCGCUACUGAUUUUUGUCUCACAUGUCUUAUUCAACUAGUAUAUUUUUUAAAGUGUAAGAAUAAUAACUCGGCCAUAGUUGUUCUGAAAUGUUUAUUACUUGCCAACAUUUCACUCCCUCUGUUUAAUAUAACACACACUUAUUAAUUUCGGUUUCCUAUCCUGACGUGAAGUUUGUUCUAUAGUAAGUAUUUGAUUCCAUGUGUCACGGAAUGUAUUUGACUCAAGCCACAAACUUAAGGAAAUUAGCCACUACUAAUGUUUAUCCUCUACAAUAUGUGGUUAAUUUUCAGAUUGAGAGAAUUAGGUGAAAAUGAAGCGUUGCUUGUUUAAACAAGUGGAUUCAGGGAUGAAGUGUAGCUGGGCCUGGCUUAAGCUGGAGGCAACUAGAGAUGAAAGGAACAUCACACACUUUCCCUCUUUGGGAAAUAUGUUGUUUUUUCUUCUUAAGACUUUGAGUGUCAUUUGCAGUGAAGUCUAGGCAACCAAUAACAUUGGAUUGCUUUCUUUACAUUUUUUUUUUAGCUAUGAGUUCGGUUCAACAUGAACCACUUUGUAUUUUCCACACAGAGACUGAAAGAUCGUGUAGAUCAUAUUCUGUGUUUAAUUAGUUCAAAUCUGCAUUUCCUCCUAGCAGGGAUUUUUUUUUCUGCAUGUUUCAGCGCAACAACAAAAAAGUGUCACCUUUUUUUGGUCCCUCACCCGUUUGCAUCCCUGAAAAGGUGCUUGUGCAUUGAGAAGCACAUAACCACCGACGACGUUAACAAUAAGUAAUAAAAGAAGGCAUUUCUAAAAGCCUAUUUCACACCGUAGCCUGCUGAAUUCGUAACAUAACUUUACUUUCAUUUUGGCACAAAUAAAAAUGUGGUACUGAUUCUCCCGCGGAUUGACGUCUCAGCGUUAUCUCAAAUGAAGAGUUCUGUGUUCGACUUAGCAGCACUGAUUCUCCCCUGACUUGACGUUUCAACAUUUUGUCUCAAUGAAGAGUGCGGUGUUCAACCACGCAAGCGCAGUUAUAAGUCUGCUAGCGUUAGCAGCAGGCGGACUAGCAAUAUCCACCGUUGUAGUACGGAUGAAGCCUGAGCUGGAAUGUGCAGCUGGCUAGCUGUAGCUUUAGUCGUAGUGUCCCCUCGGAUAGCUGUCACUACGGAGCAAUACAGGCAGCCCAAUUCGGCUUUAUUUGUUUAACCAUUUUUAUUUUGAUCUGUUUUCAGAGCUGAUCUGAUUGUUUAAAAGACCAAUUACUGGAGAGAAAAAAUAAUAAUCAUACUUGGUCUGUCUGUAAACGCAGCCGGAGACGGAGAAGCUAGAGGCUGUGAACGUGUGAAGUUCAUCCCAGCUGUGUGCAGGUGUUCCUGGGCUAUGUAGCCAGACUUACCCCCUAGCAUGCUCCAGACCAACAACUACUCGCUGGUCCUUCUGGUCCAGCUGGGUCUGCUGACCUAUGACCUGUUCGUCAACUCCUUCAGCGAGCUGCUCAGGGCAGCGCCCGUCAUCCAGCUAGUGCUGUUCAUUAUCCAGGAUAUAGCCAUCCUGUUCAACGUGAUCAUCAUUCUGCUGAUGAUGUUCAACACCUACGUGUUCCAGGUCGGUCUGGUCUCUCUGCUUCUGGAGAGGUUUAAAGGCUUGCUGGUGCUGUCUGCCAUCUACCUCACUCUCAGCAUAUCCUUUCACUGCUGGGUAGUGAACCUGAGAUGGCUGGAAUCUAAUCGUUUCAUCUGGACGAACGGCCUGUGUGUCCUCUUCGUCUUCCAGAGGGUUGCUGCAGUGUUGUAUUUGUACGUUUACAAACGGACAGCAGAGUGUCUGGGCGACCCGCGGCUGUAUCAGGAUUCUGUCUGGCUGAGGGAUGCCUUCGCCAGAGCUCGUCAGUGAGAAGGAGGAAAUGGAAGGAACAAUUACCCCCCCCCCCCCAAGGACUUAUUACCAGGCGAGGCCUGCCAGGCUCUGUGGUGACUCACUUGCCUGGGUGAGCCAUGUUCGUUAGGCAUGAAAAUGAAUCAGGGAGGGACUCCCUGGCCUUGUCCAAUAAGAAAUGACCAUUAAACUGAAACGGGGGGGACUCCCUGGCCUUGUCCAAUAAGAAAUGACCAUUAAACUGAAACAGGGGGGACUCCCUGGCCUUGUCCAAUAAGAAAUUACCAUUAAACUGAAACAGGGAGGGACUCCCUGGCCUUGUCCAAUAAGAAAUGACCAUUAAACUGAAACAGGGGGGACUCCCUGGCCUUGUCCAAUAAGAAAUGACCAUUAAACUGAAACAGGGAGGGACUCCCUGGCCUUGUCCAAUAAGAAAUUACCUUUAUUGUUUUCCCGCUUCAAAACGGUUUGCCCAACUGAAAAUGACUGGGUCAGGAUGGAGCUGACGGAAAAGUGAGAAACAGCAAUGGGUUUGUACAGCAGGAUGGAUCAAGUCAAUGUACCACACUACACGAAUAUGGACUAAUGUUGUAACAAGUAGACAAGACACUAAAGGACAAUCUGAGGCAGACUUUUUUUUUUUAAACAGUACAUUCAUAAUGACAGCUAUUCAUUUAGUGUUUUUACUAAGAUGGAAUAAAUAUAGCUUCCCAAAUUGCACCCUAUUCCCUAAUAUAGUGCACUAAAUGGGGAAUGGAAUUUGGGAUGCACGCCUGGUUCUGUGAACAACAGUGUAUAAGAGUUGUUACUGGUUCCCUCUCAGGUGAGAGAGGGGAAGUCCUGGGGCUCGACUCAAUCCAGUCUGUGUUGUAGCAUCAAGGUAAUUUCCUGUUGAGCGCAACGUUUACCGUGAAGGAAGUCUACGCUAUAAUGCUGAUUGAAUGUAGCCUCUGGUUCAGUUUGUCCUGUAGAUAAGAUGUGCUGUUUACAAAGUUCAAAUUUUCAAUCCAACACUUUUUAUAUAUUUUUUAUUUUAUAUAAAAAAAAAUGCCGGUU